AUGGCUGCAAUGAAGAAAGAUUCAAAGAAAAACGCCACGACCAAGAAACAAGCCGACGCGUCUCCCCAUGAAGACCGUUCCUCCUCCCUAUCACCCGCACCCACUCCCGCCUCACGCCAGUCCACACCACUCAGCGAACUUUCCCCACCACCAGACGACGAUGAAGAGGAGGAGCCAAAGACCGAGCCGGUGGAGAAGGAAAAGCCGCAAGACACGACAUCGUCCCCUGAUCAACAUCAACCCAAACCAUCCACUUCCCCGAUUGCCAACACCACAGCCGAAAGGCCAUCACCUACACCGGACCAAAAAGUGGGCAAUGCGAAGGUCAAGGUUGUGUUGGAGCUCAACGACGAGCUAAUAAAAGCAGUCCUUGAGCUGCAGACUCGUCGGAUUCCGGUCACGGAUCGACUUCACCAGGAGUAUAUCACUCGGUUGGAGUCCAAUUUGAACUGGGCUGCUCGUGCGAGCGAAAACAAGCCUUCUAUCUUGCCCAUCAUGGACCCUCCGACAGCAAUUGAACUGUACGCUGCCGACCGGAUUGAGCGAAUACGAGAGCUCUACGCUGAACUUCCGACUGCCUUUGCGAAAGACAUUGCUCGCCGGGUCUCCGCUUCGUCGCCGCUUAAGCGCGAGCGGACAGAGGAGCUACCGCUGGAUAUGGGCAUGAACAAGCGGAGAGAUACGGGUGAGAACAAAAUGAUGAUGCAGCCUCCUACGGAGAGUGGUCUUGGACUCACAAACGGUUUGGGGGUGCCGUCUUUGCCUGACACGAUGGACCCGCAACUUCGUUCAAGGCAGCAGGCCAUGAUGCAGCAACAACAAGCAAUGCGUGCUCAACACCAAGCCAGCCUUAACCCCAGCCGACAAAUGUCCCCACCAUCGUCAAUGAUGCCGCAACCUGGCGGUCCAAUGCCGAUGACCCCAAGCAAUAACAAUAACGCUGUUGCGGGGCCGUCUGGUAUACCUAGUAAUCCCACGAUGGCCAAGAUGUAUGAGUUGUUGUCGGGUCCCAAUCCGCAACGACACGCGCUGGUGCAAUUUGCCCUGAAGCAGAACCCGAACUUCCUAUCGAUGCCGAUAAACUCGCAGCUUCAGUUUAUUGCUAAACUUUACCAGGCACAACAAAUGCAAAUGCAGCAGCAGCAGCAACAACAACAGCAGCAGCAGCAACAGCAGCAACAGCAGCAGCAGCAAGCCAUGAAUCACUCUCCGACACAAAUGAGUCCCAUGUCGCCGAUGGGCCAGGCAACAUCCCCACAAAACCUGAUGUUCUCUGGUGGGAGCAACAACCACCCGGGGAUGGAUUUACGGGCGAUGAGCUCGACACCUGUCCCGCCUGGUAUGGGUCAAGGGCCAGGACCGAUGACGCCGCAAGCGCAAAGACAGUUGAUGUUGAUGGCGCAACAGCGGGCGAUGGGAGGUGGUUCUGGCUCAGGGAUGGGUAAUAUGGGCUCGGGUGGUGGUGGUAUGCCAGGUGGUGGUAUGAGUAUGGGUGGGGGUGGAAUGGGAGUUGGGCCGGGAAUGUCUAGUAUGGGCUCGAUGGGAGGUAAUCCAGGCUUCGGAGGCAUGGGCAUGGGUGGCGGUAUGAACGGAAUGGGCGGUGGCGGUGGUGGCCAUCAAGACCCACGGAUGAUGGCUUUCAUGCGACAACAGGAAGAACGACGUUUACUCGCCCGCAACGCUGGUUCGUCGUCUGGGAUGGGAAUGCCUGGCUCGCCAAUGAUGGGUGGUGGCGGUCAGCCUGAUUUGGCCGCAUUGCGAUCAAAUUCGGGUGCGAUGCCCGGUAUUGCCCGAAUAGCAAGAUCACCGUCUGAUGGCGGCAACGUGCCUCCGGGAAUGGGCACGCCUCGAAUGGGGGCUACGAGGAUGCCGGAUGAGUAUGGUCAGCAGCGCGGCAUGAUGGGUAUGGGCCAAGGAGGCGGCAUGUCGCAAGGAAGCAUCAAUCCUGCAAUGAUGACAAUGGGAGGUGGUGGCUCGCAAGGUGGUUGGAGUCAGCAGGGUAUGAUGGGAAUGGGCAUGGGCAUGGGCAUGGGUGGUGGUAGUGGGAUGCCGAGACCGAACAGUGCUUAUGGCGGAGAGCCCUCACCGUCCCCUGGCACUGGCGGUGCGCAAAACUGGGGUGUUGGCGGUGGCGGCGGGCAUGCAUUUGGACUCGAUCCAAUGGGUCGUCAAAUGGCCGGCACCCCAAAUCCUGGAACCAUGUUGCCGCAACACAGCGAAGCCGAGUUCGACGCGUUCAAUUGGGGAUGA
Messenger RNA from Mycena indigotica, 2250 nucleotides. RefSeq lists its product as uncharacterized. The record is from RefSeq and is a predicted model, not a curated record. The transcript is spliced from 4 exons. The coding region runs from base 1 to 2250 and encodes 749 amino acids. NCBI's taxonomy places the organism in Eukaryota, Fungi, Basidiomycota, Agaricomycetes, Agaricales, Mycenaceae.